Molecule: messenger RNA, 588 nt
Organism: Capronia coronata CBS 617.96
Lineage: Eukaryota; Fungi; Ascomycota; Eurotiomycetes; Chaetothyriales; Herpotrichiellaceae
Exons: 1
Coding region: 1-588 (195 amino acids)
Source: RefSeq, a predicted model, not a curated record
AUGGUCGAAAUUCCAAUCUUAGUGAGCACCCCAGGGCAACACACCGUCGAACUAGCUCAGCCAGCCGAAUAUCCCUUCGCGCAGUCAUCACAGACCACAGGCCAGCAAGCAGAUCAACAACCGUCUGUCGCAACAAACGUGUUUGUUGCAGCAGAAGCGACCUCACCAGCAAUGGUUUCCGACACCACCCAGACGAACCCGGAAGAGGAGGGUUCAAGACACACUUCCCCCAAACGACAAUCGCCGGCUCAUUCCCGGUCCCAGUCGCGCGCCCGGACAUCACCUCGCACCUGGGCCGAAGCCAUCCGCCAACGCCUAGCAAGCCCUCACUCGCAUUUCCACUCUCCUGUGUCGGUGGACGCGUCAGGUCGGACUUUGCUUUCUCCAGGAAAUGAGCCGGUUCUACGGUCCACCACCCCAGCGGCAGACCUCUACAAAGGCCAAGACGAGUCGAAUUUCGGAAUGACAUUCGAUCAUCACCACUCGGUCAACCAUUUCCUGAAGGCGUCCAAGCCCCAGACAUGCGCGUACAGUUAUGAAGAUCAGAAACACCGCAUGUUGAUGGAUUGGGUGGAGAGGAGAAGAUAG